Peromyscus eremicus (cactus mouse) is the source of this 3159-nucleotide messenger RNA. Its product is annotated as cancer/testis antigen 55-like. Lineage: Eukaryota; Metazoa; Chordata; Mammalia; Rodentia; Cricetidae. The transcript has 5 exons. The coding region runs from base 186 to 902 and encodes 238 amino acids. The record is from RefSeq and is a predicted model, not a curated record.
CAGUGCUCCACACGUGGCAGUCUUGCCACAGUGAGAGCCUAGAGGGGAUGUACAAAGAACGGAAGUAGACUAGCGCUCUGAGAGAGCAGCUGUGAUAAGGCUUCUCCUGGGAGACUGAGAGCUAGACAGCAGGAAGCCUCACUCCUGGUACCACUUGGUGCUCAAGCUUGCUCAGACAACAAACCAUGCACCGGCUAAUUUCCAAAUUUCGUGCCUUCUUUCGGAGGAAAGCGGACCCAGAGGAAGAGAGAGACCAGAAGCGGAGGCUCUUGCAAGAUGACACACAAACCAUGCAGGGAGUUGCGACAGGAUCCUGCAGUGACUAUGGUUGCAUUCACGAGCGCAUCCUCUUCAAUGCUGGUGUCAUGCCAGGCAAUGAACCUCUGCAAGUUAAACCAAAGGUUCCUGCACUUACGGAAGUAGACCAAAUCACUCACGGAUCUAAUGCAAUCACAGUGGAUGCUUACUGUGAUGGCCAUGGUGAUGACCUGUCAGCAUCUCACAUGACAGUGUCACUUGACUGUAUCACCUCUCUAAUAGAUGAUGCUGACCAUAUUAAUCACGAACUAUCUUUCUCUUUAGACAUUGUCUGUAAAGAUUUUGAACCUUAUAAGGGUGACCUGGUAGAAAUUGAGUUUUCUGAGCAGCGAGACACACAGAGCAGAAAGGCCAUCUUGAUGAAGCCUCUGAAACACCUUCAUGUAAAUGAGGUUUGCGUUACCAGAGUAGACGGAAGAACUGGGGUGCUGGAAGACACCAUCUUUUUCACCUUGGAUUCUCUUAAACUUCCUUCUGGAUAUGUGCCUCAACCAGAUGAUAUUGUCAAUGUGGUCGCUGUGCAGAGCAUUCAGUCUCAGUAUUUGUGGAGAGCAGUCAUAAUGGCCCCAGUACAAGGAGCAUAGGAACCCAGCCUUUUGUAUUUCUUCUUCAGGGUUGUUUCUGUGUGCAGCGAAGGGCCUGCUUUAACGCAAUAGUUUGAAUUAGCCAAAAUGUAUAUUAAAUAUGUUUUUACUUGGAAACACCCUGGUAAUUUUGUUGGAAGUAUGGACUCACUUUAGGAAGGUGCCUGAUCUAUUCAGAGACAUACCCAAACUGGCUUUUGUGUACAGCAAAGGAACAACACUUCAUAUUAGGUUAAAUUCUGUCUUCCAUGGUCAGGAAUGUCUUAUGUGCUGCUAGUGGCCUUGUUUGUCCUUUGAGUAACAUGCAGAGGGAGGCCAGCAAGUGAAUGUGUGUAAUUUAAAGACACAGAUGCCUUCAAUUCUGGUUCCCCUUAUGCUGUGUACAAUGUUUACUUUUCCCGUAGCAUUUUUCAUUUCCCACUGCCUACUCAGUUUGUUAAAUUUAACACCAAUCUAAUAGAGCCCGUCCUUCCAUGUUAGAAUGCUAGAUUCAUACAUACAGGGUUUUUGCUUAUCCAUUAGCUUCUCAGCCAGUGUCUGAUAGUUGGGGCAGACCACAUAUUAUUAACUUUAAUAAUAAAUGAGUUGUCUGAGCAGCAAUACUUUUUACCUGUGGUUAACUUGCUGUUCAGUCUCUAGGAAUGAAAUUGUUAUGUAUGCUAUUAGUUGUUUACUUGCUGGUUUUUUUGAAACAAAAACAUUGCUGUAUGGGGUGUGAAUCAGCUUCCAUGAUCUCCUUUGUGGGAGAGGUGCAGUCUAUCCACAGACAGGAACUGGAACAAAUCCAAAGCACCAUGAAGGAAGGGGACAUGGCUUACUCAAGCUAGAGGCUGCUUCUAAGAUUCCACUGGUCUAACCCCGUGAGAUUACUCGGUUUUUCUUAGCAUGUACCCAGGUGACUGUACUAUUCGGAAGCAUGUAUCAAUGUGAGGUAUCACUGGAAAGUACUGGUGAGCUCUAACACUGUCCUAAGAGUUCACAUUCUACCAUAUGCCACUGGCCCUGAAUAAGUUUGAUUAUGAAUUUGCCUUACAUUUCUAGUAGGCACUCUGUUGUGUGAUAAUCUUUUUGUACACUGUAAAGAUGUGUCUCUGCCUAAAGCACCUUCUGAUUGGUUUAAUAAAAAGCUGAACAGCCAAUAUCUAGGCAGGAGAAGAUACGCAGGACUUCCUGGUAGAGAGAGAAAAUCGGAGGAGGAAUCUAGGUGCUCAGAUAUUGCUAGCAGACUUGGAGUAAGUUGGAUAUGCCAACCUGAGGAAAGGUAAAGAGCCACAUGACAGAAUGUAGAUUAAAAAAAUGGGUUAAUUAAAUUAUAAGAGCUAGGUGAAACAAGCCUAAACUCAAGGCCAAAUUUUCAUAAUUAAUAUGAAGUCUCUGUGUCAUUAUUUGUAAGCUAGCAGUCCCAAGGAGAAACUACUACUACUAUAGCACUCCCCACGGCCCUGUGGAUUUUACUCCACUUUACAGUUAAGACCACAGGAGUGAACUGGUUCAUCUAAAUUCUUAGUAACUAUGUGUUAGGUAUCAGACAGUGACCUAGGCAUUGGAAUAAAAUCAAAAGCACCCAUGUCCAAGUUUUAAUGGAACCUGACUCAUGUCACUUGUCUCUUUUGUUUCUGACCCCAGGAGCCAUAAUAUAGGAGAGGAAGGCAAGUGGAAGCUCCAAAAGCUCCAGGUCCCUGUGAUUGUCAUUUUUAAGCAACCCUACACCUUGUAGAAAUCACAGUGAAGUGAUGUGGUCCCUGGUAGGUCAAGCAUGUCCCAAUGAAUGGCCCUACACCCAGGAGUAUAUGGGCUGCACAAAUUGGGUCGAACUGGUUAUUUAAAAAAGAGAGAGUAUGAAGUUGAGGGGGAUAUGGGGAUGGGGAUGAAUCUGAGAGAAGUGAGGGGAAGGAGUGGUGGUGAGCUUAAUCAAAAUACACUGUAGGAAAUUCUCAAAUAAUUAGUAAAAAUAUUUUAAGUGUUAUGGUGAAAACAAUCAUAUUAUGCCCCCUUGGUGGAAUGAGUUUUGUUCUUCUGUACAGGCUGGAAAUUUGUGUAUCCCAUUUAUUACAUUAAUGAAUGAGUGUUCUAUUUGGCUUUAAGCUAUUCAUACCAAGGUACUUUCACCUAUAUCCUGAACCAGUAUAAUGUACUACAUAAUAUGUGUCCCUUUAUUUAGCUACUCCCUAAAUUGCUCUUUUGGAUGGUUUGGAGAUUUAAGACUGAAUUUUUGGCUACACAGAUAACAACUGGCCAUUUACAUUGCGGCAAUAUC